CUAGCCCCUGCCGUAUCACAACUUACGGAUUACCGACUCUACGUCUUGAGACUCAGUCUUUGCGGAUUAACACAUAUUACUGCGGAGCCUGACCUAAUCCUCGAUGCCCUUAUAACUGACCUGUGGUAGGAUUUGCCGUGUUUUACGUGGAGCGUUCUCACAAUACGGGUACAAACACCUGUCACUACGUGGUUCACGGGAUCUUACUCCUGUCUUCGGAUUUCUCUGUGUGACUUGUUCGGAUAUCCACAGUUGUUGUUGUUUUUUUUUUUCUUGUUUCACAAUGUCACAUUUUAUUGAUAAAAUAUUCGGCCAGAAGCACGGGGGUCAUGGCAAACACGGUGACCACGGAGCUAAAGGUGAAUCCGAUCAUCAUCAUCAUCACCAUCAUCACCAGAAGCAACAAGAUUUCUUCAAAGAGUUUCUGGCAAAGGCUAAAGAUGAAUUUCAGCAGAAAUGGGAUCACCCAUCACAGAACACAGCCUGUCUUGAUGACUUUGACAGGAUAAAGACUUUGGGUACUGGGUCCUUUGGUCGGGUCAUGUUGGUACAACAUAAAACUUCCAAAGAAUACUAUGCUAUGAAAAUUCUUGAUAAGCAGAAGGUGGUGAAGUUGAAGCAAGUAGAACACACAUUAAAUGAGAAGAGGAUAUUACAAGCAAUUACCUUCCCAUUUCUUGUUAGUUUAGAAUAUCAUUACAAGGAUAAUUCCAAUUUGUAUAUGGUCUUAGAAUUUGUGACAGGGGGUGAAAUGUUCUCACAUCUCAGGAGGAUAGGAAGGUUUAGUGAGCCGCAUUCCAGAUUUUACGCAGCACAAAUUGUCUUGGUCCUCGAAUAUUUGCACCAUUUGGAUAUUAUGUACAGAGAUUUAAAACCCGAGAAUUUGCUCGUUGAUUCGGUGGGCUAUCUCAAGGUGACAGAUUUUGGGUUUGCUAAACGUGUGAAAGGCAGGACUUGGACACUGUGUGGAACUCCAGAGUACUUAGCUCCUGAAAUCAUCCUCAGCAAGGGUUACAACAAGGCUGUGGACUGGUGGGCACUAGGAGUUCUGGUCUAUGAAAUGGCAGCUGGAUACCCGCCUUUCUUUGCUGACCAGCCUAUUCAGAUCUAUGAGAAAAUUGUCUCUGGCAAAGUGCGUUUCCCCUCCCAUUUCAGCUCAGAUUUGAAAGAUCUGUUACGAAACCUUCUCCAGGUGGAUUUGACAAAGCGCUAUGGCAACUUAAAGAAUGCAGUGAAUGACAUCAAGAACCACAAAUGGUUCUCCACUACAGAUUGGAUAGCUAUCUACCAGAAGAAGGUGGAAGCUCCCUUCAUUCCCAAGUGCAAAGGUCCAGGUGAUGCAAGCAACUUUGAUGACUACGAGGAGGAGCCUUUGAGGAUUUCUUCAACAGAGAAAUGCGCGAAAGAGUUUGCUGAUUUCUGAGGAGGAUUGGAGGUGGACUAUUACCAGCAACCCAUGUUCUAUUAACCACGUGUGCACCUUUUAUAUCUAACACUGAUAGUUGAGGCUGCUAUGUAGUAGAGAAGGGGAGCUUACAGACUUUGGCCCUGCCUCGAUCCAGGGUGCUCUGUCUCCAGACGUUUGCCUCUCAACAACAUUUCAUCUUGGUGCAAUAUUCUGUGUCAGAGGUACCGGACAUGUUCAGAUUGAGAGGACCAGGAGGGGUAAUCCUGGUGGCCAAACCUGGUUGAACAGGGUGAGGUGAACACGGCUGGUGUGUCGAGUGCACUGAUGCACGACCAAGCUACCAGAUACACGGUUAGCAUGGAUUGUGCCAGACCCCAGCUUCAACCACUGUCUCUUCAUCAGACCAGACAGAUUUCCAUCUUAGGUAUAUUUAUUUGCCCUUUUUUGGUAGAAUGUUGUAUCGUACAGUGUGAAUAAAUAAUAUUGGCAUCUGCAGGUGUCUACUAGUCAAUAGGAGCGAAUAGAAUUGAUUGAAGUUGCUCAAGCGCUACUGAUUAUCCUCAGUGAUUAAUAACAUUCUUAUAUUUUAAGAUGUGGAAACCAACUUACAAUCAGGUGCCAGUAAAUGGCCCUACCCCUCUUCACAUGGCCUGACCUAGCCUAUUGGCCAGGUACGGUAUUCAUAUGAAGGGCUAUAAACACUGGGUAUUUCAUCUGUAGAAUCAUUUUCUGUCCUUCAGAAGGGAAAACGGCCAAGACAGGCCUGUAUGAGGAGUGGUCUGUGUGUUAAACACAUGUUCAUCAGAACAUCCUCUCUAUGGAUGUUACACACAAAUGGUGGAAAAGGUGGCCUGCUAAUAAUUUUCCUUGUCAUGUUUUUUUUUUUUUUUUUCUUUUUUUUUUUUUUAAAUUGUGUGUUAAUUAUUUUUUUCUUGAAAUUUUCAACCCAUGGCUUGUCCUCAGUUGUUAUAAAUCAUAUCAGAGUUUUAAGACUUGAUCUUUUAUUAUAUUUGAUGAUUUUAGAUCGGACUGUUAGGCAGUAUCAAGUUUUAAUUUGGUACCAUCUUGUGUAUAGUGCAUGCUGCCAGUGAUAAUACACGUUUGAUGUCCCUUUCUCCAAGAGCUGACAGCUGCAUAUGUAUAUAAAUAUAUAUAUAGUGUUAUCUAGAGUGAUAUCUUUACAACCAAACCAGGAAUCUCACACUGUGAAGGACUAUAACUGGUUUAUUAACCCAUUAAUCACUCACUAGCUGCCCCUUUCCCUGAGCUGAACAAAGCUCAUUUUACAUGUAAGAUGCAGAUGUUUUGGCUUUGUGUGUCCCCAUUCAUGUAAGGAGACAUCGACAUGAUGUGAGACACUGAUAGGUUUACCUAGCUGGAAGGUUGAUGGGGAAUGAUUCCUAGAGCUGCCUUCAGGCUUUAGUCAGUUUCUGUGUCCUCAUGCAUAUAAGGAGACGCCAGCAUGAUAUCUGAGACACUGAUAGGUUUACCUAGCUGGAAGGUUGAUGAGGAAUGAUUCCUAGAACUGUCUUCAGGCUUUAGUCAGUUUCUGUGUCCCAAUGCAUAUAAGGAGACGCCAGCAUGAUAUCUGAGACACUGAUAGGUUUACCUAGCUGGAAGGUUUAUGAUGAAUGAUUCCUAGAGCUGCCUUCAGGCUUUAGUCAGUUUCUGUGUCCCAGUGCAUGUAAGGAGACAUCGACAUGAUGUGAGACACUGAUAGGUUUACCUAGCUGGAAGGUUGAUGAGGAAUGAUUCCUAGAUCUGUCUUCAGGCUUCAGUCAGUUUCUGUGUCCCAAUGCAUAUAAGGAGACGCCAGCAUGAUAUCUGAGACACUGAUAGGUUUACCUAGCUGGAAGGUUGAUGGGGAAUGAUUCCUAGAGCUGCCUUCAGGCUUUAGUCAGUUUCUGUGUCCCCAUGCAUAUAAGGAGACAUCGACAUGAUGUGAGACACUGAUAGGUUUACCUAGCUGGAAGGUUGAUGAGGAAUGAUUCCUAGAUCUGUCUUCAGGCUUCAGUCAGUUUCUGUGUCCCAAUGCAUAUAAGGAGACGCCAGCAUAUCUGAGACACUGAUAGGUUUACCUAGCUGGAAGGUUGAUGAGGAAUGAUUCCUAGAACUGUCUUCAGGCAGAUGAAGGCUUCAGUCAGUUUCUGUGUUCUGUAUAGCCUUCACACUUCUAAGCAAUUAUUAUUGAGAUUUGUGGAUAUAUAUAAAAAUAAAAGACUAUUAAAAGAGUAUCUUUUUUGAAUAAUUGCAUAUAGCCCUUUUAUAUAAAUCAUUGUCAUAACUGACCGCAUUUUUUUUUUU
Molecule: messenger RNA, 3712 nt
Organism: Liolophura sinensis
Lineage: Eukaryota; Metazoa; Mollusca; Polyplacophora; Chitonida; Chitonidae
Product: cAMP-dependent protein kinase catalytic subunit 1
Exons: 10
Coding region: 284-1423 (379 amino acids)
Biological process (GO): protein phosphorylation
Cellular component (GO): cAMP-dependent protein kinase complex; cytosol; nucleus
Molecular function (GO): cAMP-dependent protein kinase activity; ATP binding
Source: RefSeq, a predicted model, not a curated record